UACAUAGCGUUGGGAGUGCCCAAAGAUGCCACUCCUGCCGCCAUCAAAACCGCUCACCGCAAGCUGGUCUUGAAAUUCCAUCCCGACAAAGUCACCGAUCCGGCCGCAAAGGAAGCAGCAUCAGAUCAGUUUCAUCGAAUCCAGACCGCGUAUGAGAUCUUGAUCGACGAAGACCGGAGAGGACGAUACGAU
This is a messenger RNA of Zymoseptoria tritici IPO323, 192 nucleotides long. RefSeq lists its product as uncharacterized. The transcript has a single exon. NCBI's taxonomy places the organism in Eukaryota, Fungi, Ascomycota, Dothideomycetes, Mycosphaerellales, Mycosphaerellaceae. The annotation marks the transcript as partial. The record is from RefSeq and is a predicted model, not a curated record.